AUGGCUGAUUCUUCUUCCUUUGAGGGUGAUCACUACACAAGCCACCACACACGACACUAUCCAACACCAGUGAGUUAUCGUAGUGUGUCUGGUUCAGGCUCUUUCAUACCAUCCAGCUCUCAAAGCAAUGCCACUUCCAGAUCCAGAAGAGCUAGCCGCAACAAAGUUCUUACCACACCCUUUGCUUCAGAUGAUGACAAUUCAUGGCAAGAAGAGGUUUCAUGGAAGUUCGACGCCACUGGGUUGCAUGAGUAUAGCACAAACUUUGGUUCUAUUCUGAGUCCAUGGCCAACUAGCUCCCCUUAUGAUCGCAGUCGUGUGUUUCGCCAAUCAGCCAAUGACUAUUACCUUUCUCAAACAAGUAGGUUUAGAGGCCCCACGAACCCUUCUUAUGAACAUUCUAGCUAUGGUAGAGUUGAACUUCGGAGUUAUGUUGCUAGGGACAAUGUGAAUGAUCGUAGUUACUUUGAUCAGCAUAGCCAGCCUCAUGGGUUAUCAAAACUGGGUAUCACUCAAGAGAGGAGUGGUAGAGAAGAUAAGAGUAGUCCUUUGGCUGAGGAAGAUGAGCUUGGAAUGAUAGAUUAUAGCAUAACAGAUGAACCUAUUAUUUCACCUUAUAGGAAUGAUCAUGAUCUUGAAUUACCAUAUGUUAAACAUGCUCAUGGUGGGAAUUAUUUUGUUGGUGAUCAUGGAUCACCAUCAUAUGGUAGCAAAUCUGGUAGCCAACUUUAUGGAGGUGGUGGUGGUUAUAGUCACCAUGACAUUGAAAAGUUUUCAGGAUAUGAUGAAGAAGGUGAGGAGGAUAUGGAAGAGGAAGAUGCAAGGCCUCCAAAGACAGUUGGGUUGUUGAGCUUGUUUAGGUACUCAACUAAGUGGGAUUUGGUGCUUGUGUUUGUGGGCUGUUUAGGUGCUCUCAUAAAUGGAGGAUCACUUCCUUGGUAUUCUUAUCUUUUCGGAGAAUUGAUAAAUAAGAUUGCAGGAGCUGACAAGGACGAAGUCCCGAUGAAGGAUGUAGAGAAGAUAUGCAUAUAUAUGGCCGGGCUUGCUGCUGUUGUGAUUGUUGGAGCAUAUUUACAGAUCGCAUGUUGGAGGUUAGUUGGGGAGCGAUCUGCUCAAAGGAUCAGAACUGAAUAUCUUAGAGCAGUUCUUCGACAGGACAUAAGUUUUUUUGAUACAGAGAUCAACACUGGUGAUAUUAUGCACGGAAUUGCUAGUGAUGUUGCACAAAUUCAAGAAGUUUUGGGAGAGAAGAUGGCCCACUUCGUUCAUCAUAUAUUUACAUUCAUAUUUGGGUACGUAGUUGGGUUUAGAAGAUCAUGGAAAGUCUCUCUAGCAGUAUUCUCAGUCACUCCGUUGACAAUGUUUUGUGGUAUGGCUUACAAAGCACUUUAUGGUGGUCUAGCAGCAAAAGAGGAAGCUUCUUAUAGGAAAGCUGGUAGCAUUGCGGAGCAGGCCAUUAGUUCAAUUAGGACAGUGUUUUCAUUUGUGGCAGAAAGCCAAUUGGCUGAAAAAUAUUCUGAAUUAUUGCAAAAAUCAGUACCAAUAGGAGCAAAACUUGGUUUUGCUAAGGGUAUAGGCAUGGGUGUGAUCUAUUUAGUAACAUAUUCAACAUGGGCAUUGGCUUUCUGGUAUGGCUCUCUCUUAAUUGCUAGGAAUGAACUUGAAGGAGGUUCAGCUAUUGCUUGUUUCUUUGGUGUCAAUGUUGGGGGAAGAGGCUUGGCACUGGCACUUUCAUAUUUUGCACAAUUUGCACAAGGGACUGUUGCAGCAAGUCGUGUAUUCUUUAUUAUAGAGAGAAUCCCUGAGAUUGAUCCCUAUAACCCAGAGGGUAGGAGGCUUUCUUCUGUUCGUGGAAGGAUUGAGUUGAAAAGUGUUAGUUUUGCAUACCCUUCUCGGCCUGAUUCUUUGAUACUUCAUUCCCUUAAUUUGGUAAUACAAUCUUCAAAGACUGUGGCAUUGGUUGGUGCAAGUGGAGGGGGCAAGUCCACUGUCUUUGCUCUCAUAGAGAGGUUUUAUGACCCUAUUGAAGGCAUUAUUACCUUGGAUGGUCAUGAUUUGAGGACAUUGCAAGUAAAAUGGCUACGUGAUCAGAUUGGGAUGGUUGGUCAGGAGCCAGUUCUCUUUGCCACAAGUAUACUAGAAAACGUGAUGAUGGGAAAAGAUAAUGCCACCGAGAAAGAGGCAAUUGCUGCUUGCAUUGCUGCUGAUGCUCACAACUUCAUCUCUAGCCUACCACUAAGCUAUGACACACAGGUUGGAGACAGGGGUACAAAACUAUCAGGAGGUCAAAAGCAGAGAAUUGCAUUGGCACGAGCAAUGAUCAAAGAUCCAAAAAUCCUUCUUUUAGAUGAACCUACUAGUGCUCUUGAUGCUGAAUCAGAGUCAGCAGUGCAACGGGCCAUUGACAAGAUUUCUGCAGGCCGAACAACCAUUGUAAUUGCUCACAGGAUAGCAACAGUUAAGAAUGCUCAUUCCAUUGUGGUUCUUGAACAUGGUUCUGUCACAGAGAUUGGUGACCAUCGCCAGCUUAUGAGCAAAGCUGGAGCUUAUUUCAACCUUGUCAAGCUUGCUACUGAAGCCAUUUCAAAACCUCUCUCUAAAGAAAAUGGCAUGAAAAAAGGCAAUGAUUUAUCCAUCUAUGAUAAAUCUAUUAAUGCAUUAUCAGGAUCAAGAUAUGUAGGUGAUAUCACAAUGCCUAAAAACUUAAAAUCUACACAGAAGGAGGAGAAACAAGAAGACUUGGUUGAUAAUGAAAACAAAAAGUCAAGAAAAUACAGACUUUCUGAGGUGUGGAAAUUGCAAAAGCCGGAGAUAGUGAUUCUAUUUUCAGGAUUUCUUAUGGGAAUGUUUGCAGGUGCUUUUCUGUCCCUUUUCCCAUUGGUUUUAGGCAUAUCUCUUGGAGUAUACUUUGACAAUGACACUCAUAAGAUGAAAAGAGAUGUUGGGCACCUUUGUCUAGCACUUGUUGGCCUUGGAUUUGGUUGUAUACUUUCCAUGACAGGACAACAAGGUUUGUGUGGCUGGGCUGGAACAAAGUUAACACAAAGGGUUAGAAACCUCUUGUUUCAAUCCAUACUGAAACAAGAACCUGGGUGGUUUGAUUUUGAAGAAAACUCCACUGGAGUGUUGGUGUCAAGGCUCUCAUUAGACUGUGUUAGCUUUCGAUCAGUGCUUGGUGACAGAUUCUCAGUCCUUCUUAUGGGAUUGAGUUCAGCUGCUGUUGGCCUUGGUGUGUCCUUUGUUUUUAACUGGAGACUAACCCUUGUGGCAGCUGCUGUAACUCCCUUGACUCUUGGUGCAAGCUACAUAAGCUUGAUCAUAAAUGUUGGACCACGAGUUGAUAACAACUCUUAUGCAAGAGCUAGCAAUAUUGCUUCUGGUGCAGUGUCAAACAUAAGGACAGUUACUACAUUUUCUGCUCAGGAACAAAUAGUUAAGUCCUUUGAUAGAGCCCUGUCAGAACCUAGGAGACAAUCAUUCAAAAGUUCACAAAUUCAAGGUCUUACAUUUGGGUUCUUUCAAGGUGCCAUGUAUGGAGCAUACACCUGUACUCUUUGGUAUGGUUCCUACCUUGUAGAACAUGACCACGCAAAGUUUGGAGACAUUUCCAAGAUUUUUCUCAUUCUUGUUUUGAGCUCAUUUUCUGUGGGACAACUAGCUGGUUUGGCACCGGAUACUUCUAUGGCUGCUACAGCAAUUCCUGCAGUUCAAGAUAUCAUAAAUCGUAGGCCACUAAUUGGCAGUGAUAGAAAAAAGGGUAGGAAAGUAGAAAGAUCAAAGCCUUUCAACUUAGAAUUUAAGAUGGUGACAUUUGCAUACCCCUCUAGGCCUGAGAUGACUGUGUUGAGGGAUUUCUGUUUAAAGGUCAAAGGUGGAAGCACAGUGGCCUUGGUGGGACCAAGUGGAUCAGGAAAGUCAACUGUCGUAUGGUUGACUCAGAGGUUCUAUGAUCCAGACCAAGGAAAGGUGAUGAUGAGUGGGUUAGAUUUGAGGGAGAUUGAUGUUAAGUGGUUAAGGAGGCAAGUAGCUUUGGUGGGUCAAGAACCUGCACUGUUUGCUGGUAGCAUAAGGGACAAUAUUGCAUUUGGGGACCCAAAUGCUUCAUGGGCUGAAAUUGAAGCAGCUGCAGAAGAGGCUUACAUCCACAAGUUCAUCAGUGGCCUUCCUCAGGGUUACGAAACCCAGGUUGGUGAAAGCGGGGUCCAGUUAUCCGGUGGUCAAAAACAAAGAAUUGCUAUAGCAAGGGCCAUAUUGAAGAAAUCAAGGGUGCUUCUACUGGAUGAAGCAAGCAGUGCCUUGGACUUGGAAUCAGAGAAGCACGUCCAAGAUGCCCUCAAGAAUGUUUCCGAAGAGGCAACAACGAUAAUAGUUGCUCACCGGCUUUCAACAAUCAGAGAAGUUGACAAGAUCGCAGUUAUGAGAGAUGGGGAAGUGGUGGAGCAUGGGAGCCAUGACACUCUCAUGGCUUCCUUUCAAAGUGGUUUGUAUGCUAGCCUAGUUCGAGCUGAGACUGAAGCCAAUGCCUUUUCAUGA
Molecule: messenger RNA, 4533 nt
Organism: Abrus precatorius (Indian licorice)
Lineage: Eukaryota; Viridiplantae; Streptophyta; Magnoliopsida; Fabales; Fabaceae
Product: ABC transporter B family member 19-like
Exons: 10
Coding region: 1-4533 (1510 amino acids)
Biological process (GO): transmembrane transport
Cellular component (GO): membrane
Molecular function (GO): ATP binding; ATP hydrolysis activity; ABC-type transporter activity
Source: RefSeq, a predicted model, not a curated record